Messenger RNA from Oppiella nova, 560 nucleotides. Lineage: Eukaryota; Metazoa; Arthropoda; Arachnida; Sarcoptiformes; Oppiidae. The record is from the annotation of a GenBank genome assembly.
AGACGGUUGAACACAAACUGAUGGCAACGAUAGAUAGAUUGGAGGGACAGAUGAGCACUAAAUCAAUAGAUGUCGGGGACAUGUCGUCCAACAACAUAACCAUCGCUGAGAUAAAAUCACUGAUAAGCCAAGCGCUGGCCAUCUAUGACGCCGAUAAGACGGGUCAACCGGACUUUGCUUUGGAACCGGCCGGCGGAACUAUUGUCAACACUCGCUGUUCCGAGACUUUUGAUCCGCACGGCGUUCAGUACAAGAUCUUCGGAAUCCCGUUCUGGUCCUCAUCGGUGAGCCCGAGAGCUGUCAUUCAGCCGACAAUCAGUCCGGGCGAGUGCUGGGCCUUCAGGGGGUCGACCGGUUAUCUAGUGAUACGACUGUCCCAACCGAUAGCACCGACGGGUUUCUCGUACGAACACAUUCCCAAACAGAUCUCGAGGGACGGGAACAUCGAUUCCGCGCCCAAAGAGUUUCAGGUGAGGGCUCUGGACGACGAGUCGGACACUUCGGGUCGACUUCUGGGGAAUUAUGUGUACGAAGACAACGACAGUCCGAUGCAGUACUUC